Chenopodium quinoa (quinoa) is the source of this 1435-nucleotide messenger RNA. RefSeq lists its product as uncharacterized. Bases 436 to 969 code for a protein of 177 amino acids. NCBI's taxonomy places the organism in Eukaryota, Viridiplantae, Streptophyta, Magnoliopsida, Caryophyllales, Amaranthaceae. The transcript is spliced from 6 exons. The record is from RefSeq and is a predicted model, not a curated record.
CAAAGAUCUUGAAUCAUCUACUGACAGACUGACAAGAAGUUUAAUUUUCCAAUUUCCAUCUACCUUUUUUAAUGGCCAACCUCCCCUCUUUCCUACUUCCCUUAUUAUCCAUAACUGAAAACUGAAAAAAUUCAGCUACUAGCAUAAUUUUAGAAAGGAGGAAUUCAAUUCUUUAAAAACCCUAAAAAAAAAAAAAAAAAAAAGAAAUUAUAUUCUUUACAUAACUUUAUUCUUCUUCUUCCCCCUUUUUCCCUUCCCAAUAAUUGAAUUUUAAAUUACCAAAAAAAAAAAAAAUCAAUAAAAAUCCCAGGAAAAAAACUACUGUACUCAAUAUUGUUUCUUGAAGCAGCUUGCAAUUAUCAGUUUAUACAGUAUGGAGUAUGGUGAUCUCUUCAGGAUAGCAAAUUGAGUAUCUGGGUGUGAUUUCUCCAGUAAAUGCUACUUGGUAAUCAACAAUUUCUGCUUGGAUUCUUGGAUUUCUCACAUAUUUGCAUGCAUGGGAGCAGUGGUUGUCUUGGAUGCUUUACCAGGCCCCAACUAAUAAUCGCUGUGGAUGAGCCAUCAAAAGGAUUGAAAAUACAAGGCCGAUCCGUAAAGAAAACAAGCCUACCAGACGAUAUUUGGAGCAGCUCAUAUGAAAUGGACAAUAGUGCAGUUCAGUCACAGAGAAGCAUUUCAUCUAUGAGUGCCUCUAAUCAGAACCUUGAUCCCCAUGGGGGUAGUGGAAGCACAAGCAAUCCUUCUGAAUUUGUAAAUAAUGGCCUACUUCUCUGGAACCAAAUGAGGCAGCAGUGGGUUGGUGAUAGAAAGUCUCGUAAUCAGCCAAAAAUGCGUGAACCCAGAUUAAGUUGGAAUGCUACAUACGAGACUCUACUUGGGACAAAUAAGCCUUUUCCUCAACCCAUCCCUCUGCCUGAAAUGGUUGAUUUUCUCGUUGAUGUCUGGGAACAAGAAGGCUUGUAUGAUUGAACAAUAACAAAAUCUUGAAAACUGAUGAUUCUUCCUUUUAGCAACCGCGCGUAUUUUGUAAAGGUUCGGUGCCAGAAGAUGAUUAGUAGCAAAGCUAAAAUGAUCACCUCUAGAGCAUGAUUAAUCCUCAGAACUCAUCUGUUUUCCUACUUCAAGUCGUGAACUUUUCAAAUCUGAUAAAAUUCUAGCUUUGAUUCUUAAUUUCCUGCCAUCAAGUAAAAUUAAUCUGCAUGAUUAGUAGGUAAUCGAUAUCAUUGACUUGAGUCAUCUUUUUUCAUGAUCUAAUGUGCAGAAAAUGAUUGAAUUAGCGAAUUGAUGGAAGUUUGUGGGAAACUAUUUUCCAUCCUUGCAAUUAUAGAGAGACAUGUUUUGCAGAACAUAAAAUUUCAAUUGUAUUGUUUGUAAAGACACAGGACACCUUGUUAUCAUGAAAAAAUAUUCUGUUAAGCGGUUGUUUCAUGCCUAA